CUAAAAUCAUUUUGGAAGGAGUGUAAUAAUGUUUGGACAAUGUCUCAGUCUUGGACAAAGGAAUUGAACUAAGCAAAGACGAAGCAGGUACAUCGAAGUGGAAAAAACGUUCGCCAAAGCAAAUGAACAGGUCUUAUAGAUUGGCAAUGCUGCAUUUCUAGACAGCUGACGGUGUCAUUAAUGUUAUUACAUCUUCAAAAUUUUGACAUUUCAAGAUUUUUUGGGUCGUGUUUUGAUUGUGCCUUUUUUUCUAAGGAUAGAAAAUACGUUUUUACUUACCAAUGCUUUGAUAAAGCGAAAUAAUUUUCAAUGUUUUCGCUGUAGUUGAAGCCGGAAAAUGAGUGAAUCUCAGAGUCCAGUAUCUGAAAAAAUGGAUAUAUCUGAAAACUCCAAUACCUCUAGUCAAGAAAAUGAAGAUAAUAGUCAAGUCCUGAUACUUUCAGGCUCCACAAAAGAAGUGCUAGACAAUGCUCCCAAAAAUAAUUUGCAUGAAGAUAAUGAUUCAAAUAAAGAAAGCACUACCACAAUGAAUGCUACAAAUUCUCAUCCGUUGAUGAAGUCACCUUCGCCACCUUUAUCACCUGAUUUUCCUGAUCUGAUACCAGAAAAACCAAAGGCAAAACAUGCUAGCAAUUUUUUCACACCUAAUGCACAUAGUUCCUACGUGGAAAAUGAGACUAUUAAAUCCCAAGAAAAUGUGGAUUAUGAGUUGGACUUGGAAAAAUAUAAUGAAGAAUAUAGUAAAUUCUCAGAGUUUCCCAGAAGUCCGUCCCUCUUGAGAAAAAUAAUGCAAUAUGAACCCACAGAAAUGCUUCCUGAUGUUUCGAGUGACACUGAAAAUGACAAGUCUGCAUAUGAAGCACAUUUGAGCUCUAACUUUCAGCAUGCAUCUCUCACACUGAAUGCUAAAGAAGGGAACUUGAACUUUUUGGCUCACAAUAAAAGAAGCAAUAAAUUGAGAAGAGUUAAAGUACUGCCAAGGCAAAGCAGUGAGGAUAGUGAUGUUUCUUCUAUUGAAAGUCAUUCUGACAGCUUAAAGUCUGAGGAUGUAUUCAAUGGAGAAAGUGAAAACACAGAAGAGCCUGCUAGUAGCCCAACAGAACCAAUCGAACCCCUCUCAGCUGCCGAAGAGAGGCGACAUGCACGUCACUGGCAGCGUGCAGUACUACCGGGAGGGGAACAACGUACUAUCGACAUGCGGGUUAUAGAGCCUUACAAGAGGGUUCUUUCACAUGGAGGGUACCUUCGAGCUGGGGGCCAUACUGCAAUUGUACUAUUUUCUGCAUGUUAUCUUCCCGAUAGAUCCAGGGUUGAUUAUGAUUAUGUGAUGGAUAACCUCUUUUUAUAUGUAUUGUGGACAUUGGAAAGACUAGUAACAGAUGAUUAUGUCCUAGUCUACUUACAUGGUGGUGCCACAAAGCUACCUUCUUUUGGCUGGUUGAAGAGAUGUUAUCAUAUGGUUAGUCGAAAAUUGAGGAAGAAUCUCAGUCAUCUUUACAUUGUUCAUCCUACAUUGUGGAUCAAAACAAUGUUGUUUAUGGCAAAACCAUUUAUAAGUUCCAAAUUCUACAGGAAAAUAUCGUACAUAUCUACUCUGCGCGAGUUGACCGUACGAGUACCAAUUGAAAUAGCGGCCAUUCCCGAUAAAGUUAAAGCAUUCGAUAGUCUCCACGCGAAAGCGUAGUUAUAAGAAGUUGCGCCAAUAUAUAAAUACCUCAGUCACAUAUAACAAAUACAUAGAUAAUAAUCCAUGAGUAUAUAACUGACCAUCCUUUUGUUUCAAGUAGUACCCAAUCACUAUCAUAAAAUUGACAAAUACCAGUUGAUGAUUAUGAUGAUAAUGAUGCUGAUGUUAGUGAGAUAGUGGUUAGAAAAGAGAGAAAGAAAAGCGGGGAGAAACAAGCAGAAAAAAAUUGGUUUUAUGUCCCAAAAUUAUAGGACUUAUUUUGAUUUACGCAAUGCACUUGUUAGUGAUUGUACCUAAAGUUCUGCUUUUUUCAGUGACUGAUUGUCUAAUAUUCAUCUUGUAUGUGUAGCCAAAUUCCGUUGCUUAAACUUGAUUUUGCUGUUCGACGUAACAUAUGGCGAAAUUACUGUGUGGAAUUUGAUUUUCAAUGCCUUGUGCGCUUCUGACAUUAUCUCCUUAUGAGAGACACUAAUGUAUUUGAUACAGUUUUUCUGUGGUAAGCGAGCUCCAUCCUCUGAAACCUCAGACAAGGUGUAGCUACAUUUUUUUUAGUAUGGUAGCCUAUGUUUUCAAAUAAUUAAUUUUUAUGAGCUGGCCAUCUGGCCUUUUUAAUAUGUGAUCAACAGUCUUUAUAGCUUCAUCUAACUAGAUAUUGGAAUUGUCUUGAUUGCGCAUUGCAUAAUUUUAGACCAUAAAUGGUGGUCAGAUUGUAUACAACUUGUCAGCAACUAAACUUAAAGAAUAAUUUAUGUAUUUUUUGUCAACAUAUUACUUAUAAAAUACCAUAUAUCUUUUAAAAUGGACCUUAAUGGACGCCUGCAGGAGGGCCAGGAGGCCGCCCCCCAACAUCUGAGGAUCCGGCUGCCCCUAAAAUGCACAUAUUUAUCACAGUUUUGUGUAUCAUAUUGAAUAUUUUCAAGUUUUGACCAAACAGUUUCCUCUUGCCUGAGAAAAAUUCCUGUAGGCACCCAUGUGGACCUUGGUAGGUAUUUUCAGAGCUGGCAAGUUUACAUGGGAAAAUCUUGAUGUUAUAACGUACUUAAACCGAAUAUAGAUAACAUCGAAUUUUUUUAAUAUGCAUUUAUACCAACCCUUAUUUAGAUGCUACUUAGGUGGUGCAUGUACGUAUCGUAGAUACUAAUAUGUGGUGCUUAUUAGUUAUGUAGUAGUAUCAAUAAUGGUGUGUGGAACGAGUAUUAUCACAUUGUCACCCUACAUAUCAUUUAUUCUUUUGAGACCAUCAAAUUGUGCCAGACAAAUAACAUUUAUUUUCGUACCUGAAUUUAAGCUUCAUAUACAUCUCAUUUUUGUGAUCUGACUUAUUUGGAAAAAUGUUAAAAGCUGGAGCUUACUGUCUCUUAAAGAUGUAGGUUUAACAAAACAAUAAAACGUUAUUUUGCUGUAUUCCUACAAUGCUUAUAAUCGGCAUUAAAAAAAUGUUUUCAAAUACUUAGCAUCUACCUUGAUUAUAAAAUAUGCAUCAUAUGAAAGUAGCAAUUGAAGAGUAUGCCGGAACAACGUUCUAACCGCCAAAAGUUUAGUUUUGAGAAAAACGAAAAAACGCUUUUCUAUGUUUUACUCCCAAAUUAUAAAAAGAAAACAGGCAGGCUAUUUACUAAUAGGUAUUUUAAUAUAUUUGAGAAACACAACAUCUUUUUAUAAACCAUGUUUAACAAAUUAAGAGCCUUAGAAAAUAAAUUCCCUAAAACAACGUUAUAUAUACAUGUCACUUACAACGUUUUUACACGGAAACGAGUCGUUUACAACCUUGUUUUACGCUUAAUGGGUCAGAGUUUUUUUAUUGAGAUACAGUGAACCAACACAGUUGGUGCUACAAGAAACAUGAUACAAAUGGUUAACAUUUUGACAGUUUUAGACAACUUUCAGGUUUUCAUAAAAAUUAAAAUACUUUAAGGGGAUAUAGUCACACAUAUCCAUCAGGUUUGCCUUUUUUCUUUUUUGAUCGAAAGUACUUCAUUAUAUGCCUCUUUAAGGUCUCUUAUCGCUACUUCUUGUACUAAUUUCUUGCGUCCCUUCAACAAGUAAGUAAAGCAUGGUUGAAGUGUGUCGUGGGACUUUCUUACUCGUAAAGUAUUCACAUCAUCUGCGGUCAUUUGUAACCACAUUAUUUGGGUGAUUUUACAUGAAAGAUCUUUAUAUAUAACAUUUUCCGCUGCCUGAAAAUCCUUAAAAAAAGAUUGAUGCAUGAAGAUCACUUUAAAUGGAUUGGAUAUCUUCGACUUAGCGACAACAUCAGCCCACUGUAAAAGAACAGAUACUUUAUAAUUUUUUUUUGUCGUUCUAUGAGAACAAAGUCUCUAUCACACGGCAAAAUGCUAUGCCCGCUCGUAAGAAAUUUUAGUUCGACUUACGUAAAGAACUUUUCUAAAACUAGAAGUCGCAGCAUUGUCAGCAUCUUCCAGUUAUUGUUCUGGCCCACGCACCUGUCUGACCAUACAACUACGAGUAGUUUUCUUUCUUCACCUGGUUUGAGACUAUUAUACUUGUUAGUAAUAUAGAAUAGUAGUGCUGAAGCAAUCUCUAUAGACCCCCGGUGUGCCAUUGCUUCAUGCCAUAGUAACAUUGUUGCAUUUUCCUCCCCCAUAUUAUGAACAGCAUAGUUAUAUGUUGAGAAUUGCCUUUGGUAGAAUACAGAUGAAUGUGUUAAAUUGGGAUAAAAAAGCACUUUUUGCAGAUCUGUGCACAACACAACAUAAUUGGGAUUGAGUUUAGAGGUCUCGGUAUCAUCUUUUAAUGUUUUAUAACCCGCUUCAGCUUUUCUAUGGUAAAUCUCACUCUCGAUUUCUAUUUUUUUAUUUUUAUUAGCGUCAUCAUACGAACACAGAUCUUGGUAGACCAAAUCGCAGAUUGAACUUGCUCUUGAAAAUGUCGUGAUAAACCCUCAAGGAAAUAUUAUUUGCAUCAGGGUAUUUCUCCUUAAAAAGUCUGAACAUUUUUGAGAUAUUUAGAUCAGCUGGAAGGCAUUGUUUGACGAUUGAGAUGUUUUCCACGUUGAUCUUGAAGGUUAUUCAUGUUCGAUUUAAGUUUACCAAUACGCCACUGUUAUCUUCUAGGCGUAAUUGAGAAUAUACAACAAACUGUUCCUCUACAUACUUGACUGCCAUUAAUACUGUACUUUACAGUGGAUUGUCUACGAGAUAUCUUUCUCAACUCUACUAUGUUUUGGUUCUUGGAGGGAUAUGAUUUGCGACAGAUAUUGCGACUGACCAUCAUAAUCAAGCUUCCUAAAUUUCUGAAACAGUCUCACAUAACUUCAACGAGCAAAUCGGCGUUACAUCCUCUGGGGGUUUGAGGACAUUUGCAGACACGGUUCUAAAAAAAUGCACACAUUACACGAUAUCCUAUACUGUCAUGAUGGUCACAGGCCCAAGCCAUGAGUGAAAAUGAGAAGAAUAUGUCGGUGGCCACCCUGCAUAUUGUGUAUUAAACACGUUACACAAAAAACGGUCAAUAUUUUUUUUUCCACCAUGAAAGAUUGGAUCAUGUGCAUCGUCUGUGGACACUUUUAACUGUUAAUAAAUCUUACCUCUGGCUUAACGUCGCUUUAGGUACGUUUCUCGAUGAAAUGUAAGCUUCUCCUGCAUCCCUCUGAUGUUUUCUUGCAGUCUGUUUCCAGGUGUCAAUUGUUAGCUUUCGUUUUUUACCUCUGUUUAUAUGACUGAUAAUAGGCUCUGAUAAACUAACGUUCAUCUUGCAGAAACCACGUGGGCUGUGAUAGUUUCAAAAACAAACUUACUGACACCUGUCAGCGCGUGCACAUACAACGUUGUUACGUGGAUAUCAAGAUUCGCUGAAUCAUUUAGACGUUUCUACACCGACUAAAUUUGUGAUUCUCAGCCUGAAAAAGGGGGAGGUUACGCGAAUGGAUACAUAGAUCCUUGUUUUAUAGAAAUCCCACUUUUGAUCAAACUGUCGGUUAGAACGUUGUUCCGGCAUACCCUUCAAUUAAUGAAUUUCAUGAAUGAUUUUGAGAAUGAUAUUCUCACAGUACUUCACCCAAACAUAGAGGAAAAAUCUAAUGGCGUUUUGUUGUUACCACUACUCUGAUCACUACAGGUGGCAGUGAAUAAUAAUAUUUUGGCAAUAAUAUGUAUAUUCAAUCGAUCAAACCCUAUGAAAACUUAUAAUUUCAUUAAGGAACAUAAAAAUGCAUUUUUUAAGUGUAUGUUACAAUUAAAAAAUAUAGAAUAUCAUAAUAAAGUGAUUUUCCGAUCUAUGGCUACUUGAUAAAGUCAUAUAAAUGUAAGCCAAUAAAAUCGUAUAAAUUAUCCAUUAUCAACGUUUUAGGGUCGCUAAUUGUUAAACAAAACAAAAAUUAUUAAUAGAUGCGAUUAUACUCUAUUUCACGAGUAUCCAUCAGCAGGUGUUAGUCUGCAACAUUGGCAAUAAUUAAUCGGGUAUUAAUCUAGUAAAACUUGUUUGUGGCGUUUUAUUUUUUUAUGCAAAUGAACUUUUCUAAAUACAAGAGCUGUUAGCAAGUACAAAAUGAAUCUGUAGCAUACCAAAAACCAAAACAAAAUACGGCUCUAUCUACCUGGCGUUGGCGGAUCCGUCACAAUUAUGUCCUGUGUCGAUAUGGAGAAUUUUCAAGUAUUACUAGAUAACCAGCUGUCAUUCAACCGUGGUGAAUACUCGUGAAAAUAUGGUAUAUGCAACCAUCCUUGUCAGGUCGAUUAAUUGAAUAUAUUUAUUUGUUUAUUGGUGUGGAUAGUGUUGGGAUGCAAAUAGUUUCGAUCUUCUUUGCAAUUAUUUUGCAAGAAGUAGUGAAUAAACUAAUAUAAAACGGCUUUAAUAGCAUACAAAUUGAAUUGGUUUCAAACUAAAGUCUGUACUACUUCCUAGAAUUCAGUUUUAUUAUUUGUUUAUUCAAAGAUUUAUUUGUUGGGGUUAAUCUGAAUUAUAGUACAAAGGACUAGAAAGGGUAAACAUGUAUUCUGAGUCUGUUUCGCCAUCUUUGCUCUUUAGUUUUGUGAAUGCAGCCAUUAUCAAACUCGAGUAUCUUAGUAACACAGCUCUAAUAGCACCUAGAAAUUCAGUGCAAGAUGGUGAAAUACGUUCGAAUGGCUUCAACUUUAUGCUGUAAAACAUUAUAUACUAUGUUAUUUACUAAACAUGAACAGGUACUGGUGUUAUAGAAAAAUAUAUAUUGGCUCUGUUGUGAUGUCGAAUCUGAAUAUCCACAGCAGCAUUUAACAAUCUGAGGAAACCUUUCAAACGGUUCAUAUCCAGAUUUUAAAAUACCCAGAAUGCCGGCUUCAUUUACCAUAUUCUUAUAUGCUAAAGUAUUUUUUAGAUUUAAGUUUAUUUUAUGUAUAUGAGAAAUCGUUAUUUAGUUCCUUUAAGGACUGUACAGAAUGUGAUGAUGAAUUUUUCUGAAGAUUAUGUUGUCAAACAAUUUAAUUGUGAAGUUUCACAGUCUCAUAUGCUGUAUUUUGUGUUGAUCGAAAUAUUUGAUCGGGUACUCAUUAAAUGAAUCUCAGAGAUACAUGUUUUAAUCAAAAUGCAAUAAUUUAUGGAAUAUGUUGAUUUUAAAUCCCAUUCCAAAAUAUUUAUACAUUCCUUUUUUACCGUUAAUGUGAAUAUUAAUAUUUUAGUAGUAGCGUAGAGUGGAUGUAAAAGAUGAAUAUUUAUAUGGGCAGUAUUAUUUUUCGUUGAAUACAUUAUGC
This is a messenger RNA of Acanthoscelides obtectus, 7374 nucleotides long. The record is from the annotation of a GenBank genome assembly. Lineage: Eukaryota; Metazoa; Arthropoda; Insecta; Coleoptera; Chrysomelidae.